Prunus mume (Japanese apricot) is the source of this 1531-nucleotide messenger RNA. It is a transcript of the gene CYSC1, whose product is annotated as cysteine synthase C1. Gene Ontology annotation, molecular function: cysteine synthase activity. The record is from RefSeq and is a predicted model, not a curated record. NCBI's taxonomy places the organism in Eukaryota, Viridiplantae, Streptophyta, Magnoliopsida, Rosales, Rosaceae.
CCAGCCCCUGCUCUACACUUUCUCUAUAGAUCCGUGCAUCUCAAUCCUAUAUCAUCGUCAUCCAACUCUCCACUCUACCUCACCAAAAACCUUAUAAAAACGGUCUCUCACUCUGGCUGCCAGUCUCACAGAGUCACAAUUUCUCUUUGGACUUCAAUUAUCCAAAAUCUACUGUUCAAUUGACAGAGGAGUACCAGCUUCCAAUAGCAUCCAUUAAUGGCGGCCUUGAGGAGCUUUCUGAAGAAAAGAUCCACUUUGCUCUGCAAUGAAGCCGUGAGAAAGAGACUCUUCUCAACCCAAGUGAGCCAACCCAUCAAUGAUUCUCCAUCUUUUGCUCAGAGGGUCAGAAACCUUCCUAAGGAUCUUCCUGGAACCCACGUCAAAACAGAAGUCUCCCAACUCAUCGGUAGAACUCCCAUUGUAUAUCUUAACAAAGUCACUGAAGGAUGUGGAGCUUAUAUAGCUGUCAAGCAAGAGAUGUUUCAACCCACCUCUAGCAUCAAAGACAGACCAGCACUUUCAAUGAUCAAUGAUGCAGAAAAGAGAGGCUUGAUAACUCCUGGCAAGACAGUACUGGUGGAGCCAACAUCAGGAAAUAUGGGAAUCAGCAUGGCUUUUAUGGCAGCCAUGAGAGGGUAUAAAAUGGUUCUCACUAUGCCGUCUUAUACAAGCUUGGAGAGAAGGGUGUGUAUGAGAGCCUUUGGAGCUGAAUUAAUUCUCACUGAUCCAGCCAGGGGGAUGGGAGGAACUGUUAAGAAGGCUUAUGAUCUUCUGGAAUCCACACCAAAUGCUCAUAUGCUCCAACAGUUCUCAAAUCCUGCCAAUACUCAGGUGCAUUUCGAAACUACAGGCCCUGAGAUAUGGGAGGAUACCGAUGGGCAAGUUGACAUCUUCGUGAUGGGAAUUGGUAGCGGAGGCACAGUCUCUGGGGUUGGGCAGUAUCUCAAAUCCAAAAAUCCCAAUGUUCAGAUAUAUGGAGUGGAGCCUGCUGAAAGUAAUGUGCUAAACGGUGGCAAACCAGGUCCUCAUUUGAUCACCGGCAACGGGGUUGGAUUCAAACCAGAUAUUUUGGACUUGGAUGUGAUGGAUAGAGUUAUUGAGGUUAAAAGUGAUGAUGCAGUAAAAAUGGCAAGACGAUUGGCAUUGGAAGAGGGACUUAUGGUAGGAAUAUCAUCCGGAGCCAACACGGUGGCAGCAAUUGAGCUUGCUCAAAAGCCAGAAAACAAAGGCAAACUUAUUGUGACUGUUCACCCAAGUUUCGGGGAGCGAUACUUGUCAUCUGUCCUGUUUGAAGAGCUGAGGAAGGAAGCCGAAAACAUGCAACCGGUCUCAGUCGACUAAGGCCUUAGAAGCACUCAAAGGCUCUCCAUGUGUGAAUUGUGAAACCAGUUGUAUCAAUGUACUCAGUUGAUGUCGAUUGCAGCAGACAUAAGCUCAUAUUCGUCAGAGAUUAUAAUUUGUGCUUAGAACAUUGUCUGCAAUAAGGCAUUUGUGUUGUAGAAGGCUUGUGAUUGAGGCAUUUUACCCUUUU